CUCUUGAAAUCUGUGGUUUGCCAGGCACUCUGCUGCUUCUGGAGACAGAGCAGUGAACAGAUGGCCUGGUCCUUGUCCUGUAGAAUUUGCAACCGAAGAGCUUCUUCUCUCAUUAUUUAAUUACGAGGGCGAGAAUCACUCCAGAGGAGAACUGCGGAGCACUGGAGUUCAGAUGUGACUCCUGCGAGCCAUGGCUGACACCAUCUUUGGCAGUGGCAAUGACCAGUGGGUCUGUCCCAACGAUCGGCAGCUUGCCCUACGAGCCAAGCUGCAGACGGGCUGGUCUGUGCACACCUACCAGACGGAGAAGCAGAGGAGGAGCCAGUGCCUGAGCCCGGCGGAGGUGGGCGCCAUCCUGCAGGUCAUCCAGAGGGCCGAGCGGCUCGACGUCCUGGAGCAGCAGAGGAUCGGGCGGCUGGUGGAGCGGCUGGAGACCAUGAGACGGAAUGUGAUGGGGAACGGCCUCUCCCAGUGUCUGCUCUGUGGGGAGGUGCUGGGCUUCCUGGGCAGCUCGUCGGUGUUCUGCAAAGACUGCAGGAAGAAAGUCUGCACCAAAUGUGGGAUCGAGGCCUCCCCCGGCCAGAAGCGGCCCCUGUGGCUGUGUAAGAUCUGCAGUGAGCAAAGAGAGGUCUGGAAGAGGUCAGGGGCCUGGUUCUACAAAGGGCUCCCCAAGUAUAUCUUGCCCCUGAAGACCCCCGGCCGGGCUGAUGACCCCCACCUCCGUCCUUUGCCUGUGGAGCCGGCAGAGCGAGAGCCCAGAAGCACUGAGACCAGUCGCAUCUACACGUGGGCUCGUGGGAAAGUGGUUUCCAGCGAUAGUGACAGUGACUCGGACCUCAGUUCCUCCAGCAUGGAAGACAGACUCCCACCUGCCGAGGUCAAGGACCUGAGAGGUGACAAACCCUGCGGGGAACCCGGUGGCAGUGCAGGGUCCCCCAGGACGGGGUUCACCUACCCACCCAGCCACCUCUCAGGAAGCCAGAGCAGCCUGGCCAGUGAGACUGGGGCCAGCUCUGCAGACCCACAGAGAGGCACCCUGCCCCGGCCUGACCCACAGGGCCCAGGCAAAAGACACACCUGGGCUAGUUCCCGCUGCUGAUGAGGCCUCGUGGUCCCCAACUGGCCUUGGAUGGAGGCAAGUGGCAUGUGGAGCUGACUCUCCAGAAGAUUCUGAGACACAGAGAGAGAGAAAGCAGAGCCGGACCCUCCCCACGCCUUCCUGACCAGUCCUUGAGCCCUCGCAGCCGCGCUGCUGGCUGUGACCCCUGAUUCGAUGAACCAGUGUUUGGGGGCUGCAUCUGCCUGCCCCCACCCAGUGCCUUCUGCACCCCUUGUCUCCCAGCAAGCCCUCCCCACCUCCCAGCCAUCCCACUCAGUCACUGGCCUUUAUUUAUUGCCCUCCCCCUGCCUCUAGCCCAGUCCCCACCGCCUAGCUCACUCGGUUGGGGUUGGGCUGUUAGGGCCUCAGACCCUCCUCCUGGGGCCUUCCCACAUGCACUGCAAUCUCCGUGGGGCCACCAGGCGGGGCUUCUCCAGAUCUGUAUUAAUGACCAGAAGAGGCAUACCCCUGAACAUCACCCUUCAGAGUGAACUCGGACCCUUGAGGUAGGUGGCUGUGGAGCAGGUGGCCGAGAGAUCUGGCCCCUUCCCAGCAGCGCCCUGCCUCCCACAGGGCUGGCCCAGGAGCCAGGCAGACAGCUGGCUGGUCUUCCUUAGGCCUCUCUGAACCCCUGCAUUGCCCACGCCUUCCUGCCUCACUGCCCGAGGAGCCAUGAACUGCUCUGCUAAAUACCAUUCGCUCACCUUCUGCUAAGUGGUCCCCAGCCAGGCCACGUGGCUCCCCUAAGCCGUUAAUUCACUUCUCUUCAGUAGCUUCAGUUUGGCAUGAAAAAUAUUCAUUCCAAGUGUGGUCAAAAGCUUCUGGAAAAACCCUUCCCUGAAGAGAAAGAAGUGCGUUUGUGUGCGCGUUAGUGUCCCCGCUCUCCCAACCUUCCUGCCGCCUGCCCCGUGUCAGUCCUCCCAGGGCCUUCCCUCUGCCCUCUCAGCCCCCACCGUCCACUUUUCUGCCCUUGCCUCUGGCGGAAGGUAAAGGCACUCCCAGUUUCCCUGCGUCACCCCACACUUCAGAAUUGAGACAAUAAAGAUUAGCAUUUGCAUCGAG
Molecule: messenger RNA, 2161 nt
Organism: Tupaia belangeri chinensis (Chinese tree shrew)
Lineage: Eukaryota; Metazoa; Chordata; Mammalia; Scandentia; Tupaiidae
Gene: RPH3AL
Product: rabphilin 3A like (without C2 domains)
Exons: 9
Coding region: 191-1099 (302 amino acids)
Biological process (GO): regulation of calcium ion-dependent exocytosis; spontaneous neurotransmitter secretion; intracellular protein transport
Cellular component (GO): synapse
Molecular function (GO): small GTPase binding
Source: RefSeq, a predicted model, not a curated record